This is a messenger RNA of Aspergillus uvarum CBS 121591, 461 nucleotides long. RefSeq lists its product as uncharacterized. Bases 83 to 415 code for a protein of 110 amino acids. The transcript is spliced from 2 exons. The record is from RefSeq and is a predicted model, not a curated record. Lineage: Eukaryota; Fungi; Ascomycota; Eurotiomycetes; Eurotiales; Aspergillaceae.
UAAACUCUACUGAUAUCCCGUGCUCGUGCCUUCCCUAUUAUUAUUCAUCUUUUACGAUUCCACGUCCUCAACCGAUCAUACCAUGCAGCCACUCACCGUACUUAAUCAGAUGCUUUGGGAGAGGGUGGAUCCUACGGCGAGAGAUUUUCUCUGGUCUGGCACCCUGUGUCCUCCAGCCAUCUCCCGCGUCGAUAUUACCUUGUUCUUUCUCUCCGCUUACCUACUUUCUUUUAUCGGAGCAAUGCCGCAAUCGCUUUUCUGGUUAGGCCUUGCAGGAGCCAACUUUGGGAGGAUAAGGGGAAGAAGACUGGAGGAUUGGCUGGCAGAGACAGCGGACGAGGAUCUGCUCGUCCAUGGGAGUGUAUAUACCAGCACUAUUGCUACUUGGGACUUUCCGGACAAAAUCGUAACGUGACCAUCGCGCUCAGCUGCACUCUGGGGUGGUUGGAACAAACCAAUCU